Postia placenta MAD-698-R-SB12 is the source of this 1995-nucleotide messenger RNA. RefSeq lists its product as hypothetical. The transcript is spliced from 4 exons. The record is from RefSeq and is a predicted model, not a curated record. Bases 1 to 1995 code for a protein of 664 amino acids. Lineage: Eukaryota; Fungi; Basidiomycota; Agaricomycetes; Polyporales; Adustoporiaceae.
AUGCCUUCCCGAGCUUCAUCUGAAAAUACUCUCCACCGCAAGGCUGCCUCUGGGCAGAAUCCACGACCCCAGACCCCAGAAAACUCUCGUCCAACGUUAGCUGAGUUGCAGACAACGCCACUCAAUCCCAAGAUCUCUACACGCCGAUCUCUUUCUGCUGAGCCUUCCAAAGGUGCAGGUCUUGAUCCGCAUCGCAUUGAACUUGGUGACGAAAUGGCCGAAUACUGGGCGAAGAUGGCGGUCAAAACAUUCCUUGACGAACAUGUCCCCGGUGGUGACCCUGAUGAGCAAACCAAAAGUAUGUUCCAUAAAUUCGACGGCGAAAUGCUCGACAAACUAGAAUUUGUUAUGGCUUCGGAACUGAUCAAGGGAGUUCAAUCUGUAUUCCAGUGCAACGCUGACAACACUCUUGUCGCGAAAGAUACUGCAGACUGGCCUGACAACACAGAUGCCAUCGACCGGGCGGUAAGCGCGACGAUGAGACCCGACGUCUGUAUUUACAGCACUGAUGACGACCAUGCCGCGCCAUACACUCUCACUGCUCAAGAGCUUGCGGGGCGCAAGUACUCGGAAGAGCGCAAGCAGAAAUUGGCUCGAACUCGCUGGGGGUCAAUGGUCGUUCCUAUUGAGCUCAAGUCAGACAUUUCCAGGGCACCGUUUCAUUUUGGGAACAGCCGCACGGAGGAGACGGAGAAGAAGAUAAAGGCACGAGGGCAGAUCGCCGACUAUGCUACGAGGAUCAUGCAACGCCAGCACCGGCUGUUCUUAUUCAUGAUUGUCAUCUGCAAGCGUGAGGCGCGGUUCCUGCGUUGGGAUCGAUCUGGUGCGAUUGUCACAGAUGCAUUCGAUUUCGUGAAGAACCCGGAACCGCUGCACACGUUCUUCUACCGUCUCAGCAAGAUGACUCGCGAACAGCACGGGUACGAUCCAACUGUGGUGCCGGCUGAUGCAGAUGAGAUCGCGCUGAUGGAAUCGUACAAAGACAAGCUCCCCCAGGACGACUACCUCCGCAAGUGUCUCAAUGAUGCUAUGGAGCGCGGCUGGCCUAUCCAAAAGGUGAUGAUGCGUCAAGAGGAUGUGGUCUCUGUAGAAUCCUGGCGCGCCGCUGCGAACAAGGCGGACUCGACUGGCUCAACUCCCCCGGACACUUCUCAAGCCUCCUCUGCCUGUGGUGAAUCAUAUGAAAAGGAACUGGGGUCUGCUACCCAAUAUGGUCGCUCGGGCACAUGGCAAUUUAUGUCUGCAUUGCUUCUCAAAUUCCCAGGUCUGACUCCUCACGGUGUUUCUGAUGAUCUCGAAUCGUUUGUGCACGUCCUCAACUGGUUCUGUCUUCGCUUUCAUCGCCACGACCAUCGCACGGUCGCGCUCCAACGACUAGUGGCGUCGCUCUAUGACGUGAGCGAAAAAGACGAAACAAGCAAGGAAGCCUUCGGUGGCGCUGCAAAGUUGAUUCUUAUGCAAUCCGGAAAACCUGCGGUCCGUCUUGCUCGCCACGGACCAUUGAAGACCCUGCUUGAACAACUCUCAGCCUUGUGCGAAGAGCACUACUCUGGGAUCGACAUCGAGGCACUGGAAGCUAAUCCAAGUGAUACACCUGCGGCAAAAGUAGCCAAACCGACACCAACAGUGGCCUUUCCUGAAUGGAAUACUCGGUUGCGGCCCAAUGCCCAAGCACAUGUACCGCCUAGCAAGAAAGAUGCUGCUCAGAAAGUAGGGGCGAAGGUGCUCUCUACGCACAAAGCGGUCAUGGAAGCAUUCGCCGAUGCAAUCUUCGGCGGCGCUGUCUGGGCUGAUGACAAGACGAACGAUCAAUUCGCUAACUUCAAGAUCGGGACUACCAAGGGCCAGUCCACCCUCUCAACCGGGACAAGCUCGCAUUCUGGCUCGAAACGGAAACCAGAGGAAUCAGAAGACAUCGCAGAAACUUCAAGCGCGAAGAAAUCCCGGAACGGGCCUUCCAUGUCGUCUAUAACCGAAGAUGCCGCAGAAGAUUAA